AUGGACUUUUCACUUUUUCCUUUCUCUCUUACGUUAUCAAAUGGUUCUCUCGUUUCUCCGUCUAUUUCAGUUCAUCCAUUACGUGGAAGUGCCGUUGACAUUCAUCCAAAUGCUUGCUGGAAACAAAAUGGUAUUACAGUAGCUGGAAGAAAGGAAAAUGGCUAUGGAACCGAUCAACUCAAUAAUCCAUGGGGUUUGUUUGUGGAUGAUGAACAAACAAUCUAUGUUGCUGAUCCCAACAAUCAUCGUAUUAUGGAAUGGAAAAGAGAUGUAACGAAUGGCCAAGUAGUUGCUGGUGGAAAUGGACAAGGAAGAACAGUAGUUGCAGGUGGCAAUGGAAGUGGAAAUCGUCUCGAUCAACUCGAUGAGCCAACAUACGUAUUCGUCGAUCGAGAUCAUUCAGUGUACGUAUCUGAUUGGAACAAUCAUCGUGUGAUGAAAUGGUCGAAAGAUGCAACACAAGGCAUUGUUAUGGCUGGCGGCCAAGGACGAGGAAAUGGUCAUACACAAUUGUCAUAUCCUCGAGGAUUCGUUGUCGAUCAAUUAGGCAUUGUCUAUGUGGCUGAUGCAGGAAAUGAUCGAAUCAUGCGUUGGCCCAAAGGAGUCACACAAGGAAGUGUCAUUAUUGGUGGAAAUGGCCAAGGGAAAGAAUCGAAUCAACUCAAUUGGCCCUUUGGUUUAUCAUUCGAUCGACACGGCAAUCUCUAUGUCGUCGAUCGCUAUAAUCAUCGAGUGCAAAAAUUUAACAUUGCGUCAAAUGCUUAA
Rotaria sordida is the source of this 765-nucleotide messenger RNA. NCBI's taxonomy places the organism in Eukaryota, Metazoa, Rotifera, Eurotatoria, Philodinida, Philodinidae. The record is from the annotation of a GenBank genome assembly.